AGCGAUUUAGUGACGACAACGGUUCCGGCAAUAUCCACGACGAUAUGCAGCAACCGCUGUGCACUUUGACCGUCGGUGUUCUGUAGCGAGUGUCCAGUUCACCUCUCUGCAAGACCAACUUUGAUAUUCAGAUCAUGACCGAAGAGGCUUUUGAUGUGAUGGUGGUUGGCUCCUGUAUGACCGACUUAGUCAGUCAAGCUCCAAGGCUACCCAAAGCAGGGGAAACCAUCCAUGGUCACAAGUUCUUCAUCGGCUUUGGUGGAAAGGGGGCCAACCAAUGUAUACAGGCUGCUAGACUGGGAGCAAAAACAGCCAUGGUCUGCAAGGUUGGAAAAGACUUCUUUGGAGACAAUUACAUCCGGAAUUUCAAGGACAAUGGUGUACACACAGACUUUGUCGGGCAAACCUCUGAUGCAGCCACAGGAGCUGCCUCCAUCAUUGUAAACAAUGCAGGUGAGAAUGCUAUCGUGAUUGUGGCCGGUGCCAACAUGCUGCUGGGCAGCGGGGAGCUGCAGAGCGCUCUCCCAGCCGUCAGUCAUGCAAAAGUGCUCGUGUGCCAGCUAGAGAUCAGUCCACAGACAUCAUUGAGGGCCCUACGCAUGGCUCAGGAAAACAAAGUAAAGACAAUAUUCAACCCGGCGCCGGCCAUCCCGGACCUGGAUCCAGAUUUCUACAGAGUCUCCGAUGUGUUUUGCUGCAAUGAGUCUGAGGCGGAGCUGCUGACCGGUUCCUCUGUAGCCAAUGUGGAGGAGGCAUGUCGGGCCGGGCAGGAGCUGCUGAAGCGAGGCUGUGGGUCCGUCAUAAUCACGUUGGGACCUCAAGGCUGCGUGGUGCUCAAGGCACGGGAGUCUUCCCCAAAACAUGUUCCAACGGCUGCGGUCACGGCAGUGGACACCACAGGUGCUGGAGACAGCUUCAUUGGUGCACUGGCGUUUUACAUGGCUCGUGAUCCUACAAUGCCUCUGGAGGAGAUGGCCCGCAGAGCCAAUGAGGUGGCAGGAGUGAGCGUGCAGGCUGUCGGCACGCAGGUGUCUUACCCCUUCAAACGGGACCUGCCAGCGGAACUGUUCUGAGAACAGCGCACAAGCGAGAACACUCCACCUGGGACGGAUCUGGACAGGGCCGUGUUGACAUUGAACACUUUUACAUUAUUAUACAAUGAGCUGCCUCUGAAUAAGAAUAGUUUCAUGACACUACUGAGGAUUGUUAGUGAUGUAACAUAUGUUGUUUUAAACUAACGCUGAACAUGACUUCAAUGAGACUCAACAUCCCUCACCUAUGAGUAGUGCCUAAGUGAUAUGUGACAUAAGCGACAUUGCUACUAACAAGUGUAAGUAAUUUUUUUCAACAACUUUUUUUUAUCUGAAUCAUUUUUAAACGGUUUAAUAAUUGACAAGCAUCUUAACACGAAAGUGGUCGACUGUACAUAAUUGACACAAACGAUAUUUCUUGAAUUCAAAUAAAUUUACUAAACAAGCA
Messenger RNA from Scophthalmus maximus (turbot), 1479 nucleotides. It is a transcript of the gene rbks, whose product is annotated as ribokinase. Gene Ontology annotation, molecular function: ribokinase activity. Bases 135 to 1073 code for a protein of 312 amino acids. Gene Ontology annotation, biological process: D-ribose metabolic process. NCBI's taxonomy places the organism in Eukaryota, Metazoa, Chordata, Actinopteri, Pleuronectiformes, Scophthalmidae. The record is from RefSeq and is a predicted model, not a curated record. The transcript has 9 exons.